Molecule: messenger RNA, 933 nt
Organism: Octopus sinensis (East Asian common octopus)
Lineage: Eukaryota; Metazoa; Mollusca; Cephalopoda; Octopoda; Octopodidae
Product: putative ankyrin repeat protein RF_0381
Exons: 6
Coding region: 111-758 (215 amino acids)
Molecular function (GO): protein binding
Source: RefSeq, a predicted model, not a curated record
GAAAGAAAUGAAAGAGGGAGAUAGAGAGAGAAAAGGAAAGAAAACGAGAAAGAGAGUGAGAGACAAAGAGAGAAAAGGGAGAGAGAGAAAAUGGAAUUUCUCUAUUUCACAUGUCCUCACUUUCUUCAUUACAGAUUCACCAACGAGAUGAAGGGGGACGAACUCUUUUAAUAUUUGCCUGUCGAGUGGGCGCCGAUAGAAGAAUACUCGAAAUACUGAUAGAUGCCGACGUAGAGGUGGGAGCAAAAGACGGAACAGGUUGGACAGCUUUAGAUUAUGCUGUGAGGAAUGAUCGACAUCAUGCUGUGAAGAUCUUACUAUCACGGGGCAGUGAGGUUAAUGCACGGGCUAAUGAUGGUCAAACACCGCUGCACCGGGCCUGUUGUGAGGGUUACACACACACAGUCGAGCUGUUGUUGGGUCACAAUGGCAUUGAUGCCAAUGUCGUGAACAACGAUGGAGACACACCAUUGCAUGUGGCAGUUCGGGGCCAACGCAAUGGUGUUGUGUCUCUAUUACUGAACCAGGGUUCAGUUCAGUUCGAUAUUAAGAACAAAAAGGAAAUGACACCAUUGCUUGAAGCCGUUUCCCUGGGUCACCUCGGAAUGACACACAAACUAAUAGCCCUGGGUGCAAACAUAAAUGCUGUUGAUGGUGAAGGUAACAGCUGUUUGCACAUUACCGUGAGAACAGAAGUGUUUAAUUCCGAGGAUGCACCAAUGGAUUUACUAAACGAAUGCUGCACCGCCCUAAUCUGAAAAUGGAGAGAAAGGCUCUCUGGCAUGGUGGUAGCUAGAUAUCUCGCCAGCCAGGGAGCUGACUUUCACCAUAAAAACAACAAAAAUAACACACCAUUGGACCUCAUUAAGGACCCAAAUUUGAGAAAAAAAUUAGAAACAUUUUUACCACCACAGUAAGUAUUUCCUGGCAAUG